Amaranthus tricolor (Joseph's coat) is the source of this 312-nucleotide messenger RNA. RefSeq lists its product as uncharacterized. The transcript is spliced from 2 exons. The coding region runs from base 1 to 312 and encodes 103 amino acids. Lineage: Eukaryota; Viridiplantae; Streptophyta; Magnoliopsida; Caryophyllales; Amaranthaceae. The record is from RefSeq and is a predicted model, not a curated record.
AUGGAACUGGAGCAUAAGGCCCAGUGGGCCAUUAAAACCCUUAACUUCGACCUCAAAGCCACAGGUAGUAAGAGAUUACUUGAUAUUAAUGAACUUUAUGAGAUCCGUCUGGACACCUACGAGAGUGCCUUGCUCUAUAAAGAGAAAAAGAAAAGAUGGCACGAUCAAAGGCUUAACAGACGUGAAUUUAAGAUUGGAGUUUCGGUUCAAGGGCCAACUAACACCUUCAAGGUGAGUGGUCACCGUGCUAAGCACUAUCACGUUGGAGAGCCAAUUAAGGCUUCAAAUGUCUUAUAUAUCCAGCCUAGUUAA